AUAGAAACAUAUUCAAUAUAAUAUAUAUGAUGCAUUAAUAUUAAAAAGAUAAUGAUCGGAGGGAACUACAUAUACAUUAAUUUGCCAUUAUUGGAACUACUGGAACUAAGAAGAAGGAAGAAGAAGAUAUCUGCAGCGAUGAAGCUCCCUGUCAUAGAUCUCUCGUCACGCGAUUCUGUUUCCACUGCCAUUGCUAUUCGUCAGGCGUGCAUCGAGUAUGGUUUCUUUUACCUUGUUAACCACGGGGUGGAGAAGGAGUUGGGUAAAGCGUUUGAUGAGAGUAGAAGCUUCUUCUCGCUUCCGAUGAAUCAGAAAAUGAAGUUGGCUCGCAAGCAAUUCAGAGGUUACACUCCUCUCGAUCCUGCCUUAGGCAUUCAGGGUGAUUCAAAAGAGAGCUAUUAUAUUGGUCCUAUUGCAGAUUCAGCAAAUGCUAAGCUCAAUCAAUGGCCUUCUGAAGAAUCACUUGGAAAUUGGAGAUCAUCAAUGGAAUCAUUCUACUGGAAACUCUUUGAAGCUGGAAAAAAGCUGUUUUCUCUAAUUGCCCUGUCCUUGAAUUUGGAUCAACAUUUCUUUGAAAAGAUAGGUGCCAUAGAUAAACCAUCAGCUUUUCUUCGCCUUCUGCGCUAUCCAGGUGAAAUGGGAGGUCAUGAAGAGAUAUGUUCUGCACACUCAGAUUGUGGGGCACUCACCCUUCUCAUCACUGAUGGAGUCCCCGGAUUACAGAUCUGUCGGGACAAAUCAAAGGAACCACGAGUCUGGGAGGAUGUGUCUUACAUGGAGGGGGCAUUUAUUGUGAACAUUGGAGACUUGAUGGAGAGGUGGACAAAUUGUUUAUACAAAUCAACAAUGCACCGGGUUAAACGAACUGGCAAAGAACGCUACUCAAUGGCUUUUUUCUUAGAUCCUCAUCCUGAUUGCGUGGUUGAAUGCAUCGAAACUUGUUGUAGCCAAUCGUCUCCUCCAAGAUUCUCUCCAAUCCGCAGUGGAGACUACAUGCAUGAACUUUUUACAAUCUCACCAGUCUGAAAUUGAUUUCAAAAGAAAGAUGUUAUUGGCAAAAGACCAAUUAAUAAGGAGUUAUUGUGUAUAAUAUGAAGGUGGUAACUAUGUAAAAUGGACCAAUGAUCAUGUUAAUAAUGCUUGAGUUGCUUUAUACA
Vigna unguiculata (cowpea) is the source of this 1157-nucleotide messenger RNA. Its product is annotated as kihadalactone A synthase LFS-like. The record is from RefSeq and is a predicted model, not a curated record. NCBI's taxonomy places the organism in Eukaryota, Viridiplantae, Streptophyta, Magnoliopsida, Fabales, Fabaceae.